AUGGAAGAUGACAGUGAACCUGAACAAAGGUCCUGGGCCUAUCUACCUGAUGUCUGUCUGAGGCAUGUCUUCCAUUGGUUAGAUGACAGAGACAGAUCUCGGGCUGCCUUGGUCUGUAAAAAAUGGAGUUGUGCCAUGCACUCUGGAUCUCUCUGGAGAUGCAGAACCAUCACGUUCUAUGGCCAGCCAUCAAGGGCACGCACACUGGAGUUUCAAAGUGCACUGUGGUAUACCAAGAAAUUUGGCAAGUAUUUGAAGCACCUUGAGAUCAAGUUAUCAAAUCCUUACAAUACCCCCUUUAUCAAAAAAUUUCAAGUGAUUAUGAGAGGUCUUCUUUCACACCUGGGAAAGUGUAAUAGUCACCUAGUAUCCCUGAGCAUCAAGUACCUAGAGUUAGACUGCUUGAUCUGGAAAAAUGUAGUUAGGGCUCAGUUUAUCAAGAACUUAGCUGCCUUCCUGAAAAGAAUGAGCCAUCAACUUGAUUAUCUUAAUUUAAAAGGAGCAAGAAUAACUUUGGAAGAAGGCUGUGAGCUUCUGAAUUCUCUGAGCAGCUUGACUAAUAGAAGCUUUAUAUCUGAAAUCAAUAUUGAGGAUUUCUUCAGUCUCCACCUUUCUGUUUACAGCAGUGCCUUGUUCCACCAAACUAUGUCAAAGUUCCACAGGCUAACCACCCUGACUUUCAAUUAUAACUGCAUGUCUGAUGAACUGCUGGACAUCCUGCGGGAGCACAGCUCUCAUUCACUAUGCACCUUGAAUAUCAAGUGUCAUAUCCAUGACCCUCAUGGGCAAGUGGUCUCAGGAAUGUCCUGGGCAAACUUGGCCAAGAGAGCCCCAAAACUGAAUGUGAACUUCUUCUUUGAAAGAGUAAUGAAGCAUGAUCACCUAGCUAGGAUCCUACUCGUGGAGAUCCCAGUUAGGAGCAUCAGCAUACGGAGCUGCUAUUUUAGUGACCCAGACUGGACAAUGAGACCUACCCUCACCAACCUUCUCCCAGCUUACUGGCAUGGUCUGCAGAAAUUAACACUUGAAUUGAACAAUGACCGUGAGUUGCUGGACAGUGAGCUGCUACAUCUUAUCUUAUCAUGCAAGAGGUUGUUAUUUCUGAAAGUCUGGGCAUUUCUAAGCAUCAGCUUUAUGGAGAGGCUGCUACAAAACCGUGCAGAAAGGAAAUGCAUUUUGACUACCAUAAAGGUCAGAAUUUAUACUGUCCAAGACGACAGCACUGAGGAGGAGAGGCUGUUAGCUGAUAUUUACAGGAAAUUCAAGUACCUGAUUGACUCAGAACUUAAUUAUUUUGUCAUCACCUACCCAAUGGUGUAA
Poecile atricapillus (Black-capped chickadee) is the source of this 1320-nucleotide messenger RNA. It is a transcript of the gene FBXO39, whose product is annotated as F-box protein 39. Gene Ontology annotation, molecular function: protein binding. Lineage: Eukaryota; Metazoa; Chordata; Aves; Passeriformes; Paridae. The transcript is spliced from 3 exons. The record is from RefSeq and is a predicted model, not a curated record. Bases 1 to 1320 code for a protein of 439 amino acids.